Paralichthys olivaceus (Japanese flounder) is the source of this 8545-nucleotide messenger RNA. RefSeq names its product ubiquitin specific peptidase 32 (gene usp32). Lineage: Eukaryota; Metazoa; Chordata; Actinopteri; Pleuronectiformes; Paralichthyidae. Gene Ontology annotation, molecular function: calcium ion binding; cysteine-type deubiquitinase activity. The record is from RefSeq and is a predicted model, not a curated record. Gene Ontology annotation, cellular component: Golgi apparatus. Gene Ontology annotation, biological process: protein deubiquitination.
CACACACACACACACACACACACACACCACCAGGAACCGAUUUCACAAUAAAUGGAUAAGGAGACAAACACCCCGGGUCCGCUCGGCUCCUCUCUCCGCUCCGCGCAGUGAAAUGAGGGAGCAUGGGGGCCAAAGAGUCGAGGAUAGGGUUCCUGUCGUAUGACGAGGCCGUGAAGAGAGUCACUGAUGUGGAAUUGAAACGGCUGAAGGAUGCCUUCAAGAGAACCAGCGGCCUCUCCUAUUACAUGACUCAACAGUGCUUCUACAGGGAAGUGCUGGGCGAUGGAGUUCCCCCUAAAGUUGCAGAGGUUAUUUACACCUCGUUUGGAGGCUCGUCUAAAGGGCUGCACUUCAACAAUCUGAUCGUGGGUCUGGUGCUUCUGACCAGAGGACGCGAUGAGGAGAAGGCCAAAUACCUCUUCAGCCUGUUUGCCAGUGAUCUGGGUGGAUACGCCGCCAGAGAAGACAUAGAGGCAGUUCUCCAGGUCCUGGAUGGAGAAGUUCCCACCUCCCUCAAGAAAUGCUUCAGUGAGGGUGACAAGGUGAACUAUGAGCGCUUCAGGAGCUGGUUGCUGCAGAAUAAGGAGGCCUUCACUUUGUCCCGAUGGCUUCUGUCCGGAGGAGUGUGUGUCACACUCACCGAUGACAGCGACACACCCACCUUCUACCAGACUCUGGCUGGCGUCACACACUUGGAGGAGUCGGACAUUAUAGACUUGGAGAAGCGCUACUGGUUGCUAAAAGCGCAGUCAAGAACUGGCCGCUUUGACUUGGAAACCUUUGUUCCACUGGUCUCUCCUCCUAUCCAUGCCUCACUGAGUGAAGGCCUGUUUCACGCAUUUGAUGAGAAUCGGGACAAUCACAUCGACUUUAAAGAGAUCUCUUGUGGACUCUCGGCCUGCUGCAGAGGGCCCAUCGCUGAGAGGCAGAAAUUUUGCUUCAAAGUGUUCGAUGUGGAUCGUGAUGGGGUUCUUUCUCGAGAUGAACUACAUGAAAUGGUGGUGGCCUUGCUGGAGGUGUGGAAGGACAAUCGCACAGACACACUCCCUGAGCUGCACAAUAGCGUGUCAGACAUCGUAGAGGGUAUCCUAAAGAUGCACGACACAACCAAGCUGGGUCACCUGACUCUGGAGGACUACCAGAUAUGGAGCGUAAAGAGCGCAUUGGCCAAUGAGUUUCUAAACCUUCUUUUCCAGGUUUGCCACAUAGUACUGGGGCUCAGACCUGCCUCACCUGAAGAGGAGGGACAAAUCAUCAGAGGUUGGUUAGAGAGGGAGAGCAGACAUGGGCUGCAGCAAGGCCAGAACUGGUUCCUCAUCUCCAUGCUGUGGUGGCAGCAGUGGAAGGACUAUGUCAAAUACGGCAGUCCCUGCUGUUGUCUUCCUGUCCAGGAGCAUAAGGGCAUCGUGGUGGAGCAGCCAUCCAUCCUGGGUUCACUGCGAAGUCCAAUGGCCACAGCCACCAUAGAGCCCGCGCCUCCGGACAGACUGGGAGGACUGGGAAACUUCAGCGCUGUCAGCCCCACUGAGGAGAGGUCACCUGACGCUGUGUCCAGUGCCUCAGAGGCCACAGAGACUGCCCUGAGCCCUCAGUUAGCUCCGUCUGCUACAGAGAGCUGUUUUGCCCGUCAGCACAACGUAUCGGACAACAACAAUCAGUGUUUUUCUGGAGCCAAUGGACACCUCCCCUCUCAGGUGGCAGCACAAAGACCUGGAGCUAUCGACAACCAGUCUCUGGUCAACACUGACCCCAUGAAGGCCCCUUCGUUAACCAUGGAAGGUGGCAGGCUGAAGCGCUCCCUGCAGCUGCUGCCUGCUAGAGACUUUGAGACGGUGCCAGAGCCAGUGUGGCGAGCGCUCUACCACUGGUACGGUGCCAACCUCAGUCUGCCACGGCCGGUUAUCCUGGAGAGCAAGACGGGCCAUGCAGAGCUGGAGCUCUUUCCCCGUUACGUCCUCUUCCUUCGCCAGCAACCAGCAACGCGCUCCCCACAGUCCAACAUCUGGGUCAAUAUGGGUAUGACCAACCUGCGAAUGUUCCCUCCACAUAUGAACCCACCAAGAGCAGGUAAUGUUCCAUCCCCCAACGCUCCUCUGAAGAGGGUGCUGGCCUACACGGGCUGCUUCAGCCGUAUGGCCACCAUCAAGGACAUCCACUUCUACCUGUCCCAGAGACUCCGCAUCAAGGAGGAGGACAUGAGACUCUGGCUCUACAACAGUGAGAACUACCUCACCCUCCUGGAUGAUGAAGAUCACACACUAGAGAGUCUGAAGAUCCAGGAUGAGCAGCAGCUAGUUAUAGAAGUCAGGAACAAAGAUAUGAGCUGGCCUGAGGAGAUGUCCUUCAUUGCCAACAGUAGUAAAAUGGACAGACACAAAGUUCCCACAGAGAAAGGAGCCACGGGUCUCAGUAACCUUGGCAACACCUGCUUCAUGAACUCCAGUAUCCAGUGUGUGAGCAACACCAAGCCACUCACAGACUACUUCAUCUCAGGGAGACACCUCUACGAGCUCAAUAGAACCAAUCCCAUUGGGAUGCGAGGUCACAUGGCCAAGUGUUACGGCGACCUGGUGAUGGAGCUGUGGAGCGGCACACAGAAGAAUGUGGCUCCCCUCAAACUCAGAUGGACGAUAGCAAAGUAUGCCCCACGGUUCAAUGGCUUCCAGCAGCAGGACUCCCAGGAGCUGCUAGCCUUCCUGCUGGAUGGUCUCCAUGAAGAUCUAAACCGAGUCCAUGAGAAACCUUACGUGGAGCUGAAGGACAGUGAUGGCCGGCCUGACUGGGAGGUGGCCUCCGAGGCGUGGGAGAACCACCUGCGCAGGAACCGUUCCAUCGUGGUGGAUCUGUUCCACGGUCAGCUCAAGUCCCAGGUGAAAUGUAAGACCUGUGGCCACAUCAGCGCUCGCUUUGACCCUUUCAACUUCCUGUCUUUACCCCUGCCCAUGGACAGCUCCAUGCAUCUGGAGAUCACAGUCAUUAAACUGGACGGCUCCACACCUGUGCGCUAUGGCCUGAGGUUGAAUAUGGAUGAAAAGUACACAGGACUGAAGAAACAGCUGAGUGAACUGUGCAGUCUGAAGCCGGAGCAGAUCCUUCUGGCUGAGGUCCACACCUCCAACAUCAAGAACUUCCCUCAGGACAACCAGAAGGUGCGUCUGUCAGUAAACGGCUUCCUGUGUGCGUUUGAGAUCCCGGUGCCUGGUUCACCAACGUCCCUGAGCUCACCCACACUGACAGACAUCACCCCAGUUGUCAAUGGCUCCGCUGCUAAUGGGCACCUGGGCAAUAAGCCUGUCCUCAUCCCUAACGGUGGGCCCAACACUAUGGUGCCCUGCAGCCCUGACACGCCCCUGGCCGGUGGAGUCGCCAACGGACACAUCACACCGGUGCAGGAAAGCCCGUUCAUUGGAUACAUCAUCGCCAUGCACAGGAAGAUGAUGCGCACAGAGCUGUACUUCCUGUCAUCUCAGAAGAAUCGGCCCAGUUUGUUCGGCAUGCCCCUCAUAGUUCCCUGUACUGUCCACACCAGUAAGAAAGACCUGUAUGACGCCGUCUGGAUCCAAGUCUCCCGGCUGGCCAGCCCACUGCCGCCACAGGAAGCUAGUAACCAUGCCCAGGACUGUGAUGACAGCAUGGGCUACCAGUACCCCUUCACUUUACGGGUCGUGGGUAAGGAUGGUAACUCGUGUGCAUGGUGUCCCUGGUACAGGUUCUGUCGAGGCUGUACAAUAGACUGCUCAGAGGACAGAGCCUGUGUCGGGAAUGCUUAUAUAGCUGUGGACUGGGACCCCACUGCCCUGCACCUCCGCUACCAGACCUCCCAGGAGAGAAUCGUGGAGGAGCACUGCAGUGUGGAGCAGUCCCGCCGGGCCCAGGCUGAGCCCAUCAGUUUGGACAGCUGUCUGAAGGCCUUCACCAGUGAAGAGGAGCUGGGAGAGGAUGAGCUCUAUUACUGUUCCAAGUGCAAGACCCAUCGGCUAGCCACGAAAAAACUAGACCUCUGGAGGCUGCCACCCAUUCUGAUUGUCCACUUGAAGCGCUUCCAGUUUGUUAAUGGUCGCUGGAUCAAGUCCCAGAAGAUUGUCAAGUUCCCGCGGGGGAACUUUGACCCCAGUGCCUUCCUGGCUCCCAGAGACCUGGAGCAGCACUGCCUCCACUCCCGUAGUGAAAGUGAGGAUCUACUGAGGGUCGGAGAAGACAACCUGUCCUCCAUCUCUGCUCCAGCUGGCUUCUGCAACCUCCCCAAAGCCUCCCCUGCCUCAAGCAGGAAGUCAGCUCCUUCUCUCAGCCGGUCCAGCAGCCCCUCCGGUAGCCCAAAGAGCGGCGGCGGAGGGCGAAGGCCUGGCCGACUACGCCUGCCUCAGCUGGGCAGCAGACACCGCCUGUCUAACAGCAAGGAGAACCUGGAUGGAGUUGCAAAUUCUGAGGCUGAGCCCCGGGAGGACGCUCCACAGGCAGACACAGAGAGGAGUGCAGUAGCAGGGGCGAUGGGCCUUCCUGGAUCAGCGGAAGCAUCAGAGUCGAUGUACAGCACUGAGGCGUCCAGCAGCCACUGUGAUGUGGUCUUGUUGAACGGUGACACCAACGGGCUGAGCUCAGACUGCAGCAGUGAGAGCAACAUGGACGCCGACAACUCGCUGCUUCAGCACAGAGACAACAUGUGUCUGGAAGCCAUCUACAACCUCUAUGCAAUAUCAUGCCAUUCAGGAAUCAUGGGAGGAGGCCACUAUGUGACGUAUGCCAAAAACCCGAACGAGAAGUGGUACUGUUACAACGACAGCAGCUGUAAGGAAGUGCCCUCGGAGGAAGUCGACACCGACUCAGCCUACAUCCUCUUCUACGAGCAGCAAGGUGUAAACUACUCCCAGUUCCUGCCAAAGAUCGAUGGCAAGAAGAUGGCCGACACCAGUAGCAUGGACGAAGACUUUGAGUCUGACUACAAGAAAUACUGUGUCCUCCAGUGAUGGCACAUCGUCUUCCAUCAGCCAGCACUAUGCCUGCUCUCUGCUGCCUCCUGCUGCUCCGAGCAGGAAGCACCGGACAUUCUGAUCGGUCUGAAGAAUUCUCACACACUGCUAACGACCAGAGUCAGACUGUGCUCUCUGUCUUUAUGGAUGCGUCGCAGCACUUUCUACACUUGAUCGCAAACAUGGAAUAGUGCCAAGGUUUGCCAAGACAACAUGGAAGCCCCGGUGAAAGCACUAAACUGGUGCACUUUGCUCAACCCCUCCUCCCCCUCCUCCUCACGUGAACAACAUCCGCCAUAACACACAUGUAACAUAUACUCGCAUACUAACACAUCUCUGAAUGUAUGCCAGUAUUGGCCAAGUCAUGAAGUGAUGUAGCUUUGUUGUUGUGCAUUUAUCAUUUGUGAUGUCAGAAUGCAGAGUUAACGUGUGAUCUGAGCCUGGACAUCCGACCUGCAGAAGGAAAGUAGUGAGACUACGUAAUGCUUUCUCUAUUUGUAAAUGCACAGCCAAUGAUUCAAUACACUUUUAAAGCCGAGUGUAAGCAGAGCCCAAACCGUGCGUAGAUGUCACACUUGAUGCCACACGUCAACAUGAUGAUGAAAUUUGUUCUCUGGUAAACAGCGGUUCUCGUGGUGAUUGCGUCACUAAGAAAGAUUUAAGUCAUACGCUACCUCAUUGCUUCUUGCGGCCGCUCAGCCAACUGUACCCUAAAAGUCUGACAGUAUUAAUAAUAUAAAAAUGCGUCCUUCCUGUAGGAGACAUGGUACAAACAUUUCACCCCCACCCAAAAUACCGCCCCCCCCCCCUUCUGGGCACAAUCACACACAUCCUGAUGACCACAUGAAAUUAGGCGCUUUUGCCAGAACUGCUUCAUCCUGCAGCUGCCAUAUAUCAGUGGUGAUUUGUGCAAUGUUGAUCUGUGUCCACAACUUCGCUGAGAAUCUCUAAAAAAAAAAAAAAAAGCUUGAGCAGGAAUCUUUGAUUUGCUUAGGACAGGUGCCAUGAUUUCAGAAGAGACUUGAUAUAUAAUAAUAAUUAAUACACAACAUAUGUUUCAUAUUUUGGUUCUUUUUAUACUGCUCAUGCAUUGUUUUUUUAUUUAUAGAUUUGUUGUUUUAAAACAGGCCUCAGGAGCCCCUUCAGGCCCAGGGAUGAUAUUUAUCUCAAAGCCACACUUACACCUUCACAGCUCUGUCUCAACAUGUACCUUUCACCCACUGCAGGUGAGAUUCAAACCCGUCCGUGACACUAAAGUUCGCACCCUCCCGCGUAAGAAAGGAGAAAAAGUCGUGAUCAAAAGUUCUCAUUUUAACAUUGUUACUUAAAGAGUAAUUUUAAAGACUGCACCGAUUUAGCAUCGCACUGCUCUAGCACCCCCUGAACUUACUGUAAUCAGCUUAACAAACAGGAAUCCAAAUCUGUGCAGCAGAACCAAAGAUGUUGUCUUUUUUUUUCUCCACACACUCACAGUUAUAUUAAAUACUGUUAAAUUUAAUUUAACUUAAAUUAUCUGCUAGUGUCCUCGAACCUGAAGUCUCCAGGAGACAUGAGGAGCAGGCUACAGAGUCUGUCAAGCUCACUUCUUUCUAAAUUCACUCCCAAGAUUUUCAAAAUCAAAUUCUUCAGCUCAAUGACUGUAUGUAAAGAAGGAAUGACAAGACUGCUCCCUACAAUUGAAGUUAAAGGUAUACCCACCAUAUCGCCUGAGGAGCAGAUGGUUCAGUAGCAGCUGUAGUGUUCCUGGUGUCACUGACGGCUGUGUUUCAAUUACCUGCACCUCCAACCACACUCGAGUAAACCUGUACAUCACUGCAGUCGGGUGAAAGGUUGACCCGGUUAAUAUCUGUGGAAGCUUCAGUAACACUGGAUUACUAACUGGGGAGAGGGGCCAGCUCCACUUCUCAGACUCUCACGGCCCCAAAACAAAUUUAAAGCAACUGCAAAUUUAGUUGAUACUAUCUUAGAUAUGAACUUAAAUGAUAAAUGUCAAAAUCUAGUUUUAAUACCUUCAGUAUUUCACUUGUCAUUAUAAUUGUAUUUCUAAACAUUAAUUUUGUUUAAUCUAUCUUUUAUUAAUUUAUCACAAACUAACUUUAUUCCUGUUUUUGUACAUGGGUUAAUCUGGCCCCAUGCACCCAGAAUAAAGUAGGGAAGUACACAUUUCAAGUUUGUAUGGUGAAUGUUUACAAAAUAUGAAUUAUUUAAUUUAAUUUUCUUUCAAUGGAAAAACCCAGUAAAGGAAACAAUAACAACAUUUCAGAUGGGCUGAUAAUUUAAGUUGGCUGUUUAUUUAUACUUAAAACUAACCAAAGCCUGUUGAAUCUGUUGAGGACGUGCGUCUGGACAGUAGCUACAUGUGUAAAGGCUUCUCGCUCAUCACUGGACCCAACAUUUAGAUAAUAUAUAUCUUUGUUUUCUUUGUGCUGAAUCUAAAUACCCGUUUAAUGUAAAUUCUAAACUCCGUUGCUCUUCUUAUCUGAAGGUUUGAUGUGACUGGUUAGUUUGUAAUGGACAAACGCAUGUGUUGCUCUGCAGAGUCCAGCAGCAGAGAUGUGUCCGCCGUGUGUGUGUGCAGCUCCUGCUGCGUGGGACUCUAAUCACUGUGAACAGACCGCAGACGAUUCCCCACUUUGUCUUCUAGAUCACACGAGAUGAAUCUGUGUGUUCGCCCCUUUUAGCUGCUGUAUUUAUGAGAAGGUGGUGUCAUUAUGGACGUCUGUGUGUGGAGAGAUCUCUGUCACUGUUCUCUUCCUUUGCAGAGUAUGUUUAUUGAACAAAUGGAAGUGUACAUACGAGGGCUCUCUCUCUGAAUGAGCUCUUUUUUUCCUCCAUCCCUCGCACCGAGCUGUAGCCCAUGUCCAGUUUGUGUCCGUGUUUGUCAUCACAUGGCUCAAAGGGAAACGUUCUGCUAAGGAUCUGUGUCUUUAGUACCAAUUUGAAAUGCCUGCUUCGUUUAAUGGUGCAAUAGCUGUCAACUGAUUUUACUCCCCUUUGGCCCUCGAACGACUACUUGUGUGAUGCUAUGCUAACUCCACCUGUGGCUUCAACUGUAUUAGCAAAAACACAAUGUUUAGAGUUGAGGGUAAUUUCAGCACAACUUUUAUAAUCCAGGAACAAAGAUUUUUUUUUCUGCCCAACAGAACUGAGCUCUGAAGCUGAACCUGGGCGAACGCUGAUCCUGUAAAACACGAGGCUAAAAUCUGAAACCCCUCCCCUCUCUAGAAGCCCUGCCCCACCCACCUCCAGAAAGGUUCAGGGUCGCAGACAGUGCAAUCUACUACUGAGCUGUCUGUCAGUGUCUGUAGCCUCUUUAUUUAAGUUCAUUUCUGUCGGAUCUGAACCAGAUGUGUUAAUUUAAAGAAAUUUUUUUAAGGUGUUUGUUGAAAGAAAGUGACAUUGCACUGACAUGAAAAAACAUGUACAUAGAAAUGUGUUUUGUAAAUAAGCCAAUGAAAUUUAUGUAUUUGAAUAUGAACUGUACAAAAUACUGUACUUGUAGUUGUAUAUGGAGUGAUACUGUUGAUCUGUAACAAAAUAUCCAACAAACAAAUUAAAUUCUGCAGAGCAAGCAAUGA